Acanthisitta chloris (rifleman) is the source of this 461-nucleotide messenger RNA. RefSeq names its product transmembrane and ubiquitin-like domain-containing protein 2. The annotation marks the transcript as partial. Lineage: Eukaryota; Metazoa; Chordata; Aves; Passeriformes; Acanthisittidae. The transcript has a single exon. The record is from RefSeq and is a predicted model, not a curated record.
AUGCAGCCCCUGGCACUGUGGGACGAGGUGGCCGUGCUGGCCGGGGCAGUGGUGCUGGUGCUGGCACUGGUGCUCGCUUGGCUCUCCACCUAUGUGGGUGAUGGCAGCUCUGAGCUCCUGGGCACGGGGGACACUGCUGUCAUCCACCUCGGUGCCCUCCCACCCUUCGUGGGGGCUGCGGGGGGUGCCGAGGCCCCCGAGCCUCCCGGGAUAACGGAGAACACGGAGGAGAAAGAGGAGGAAGAGGGAGCGGCGGCGCAGGGAGAGAGUGGGAACGUGGCUGAUCCCAGCCUGGAGCUGGAUGUGCAGAGCUUGUCUGAGCCCUGUGCCAUGGGGGAGGUGUCUGCCCCGGGAGAGGGAGAGCUGUGCCCUGGACUCAUGAAGAUCCGACUCAAGUUCCUCAAUGACACGGAGGAGGUGGCACUGGCAUGGCCCGAGGACACCGUGGGGAUCCUCAAGAG